Molecule: messenger RNA, 6426 nt
Organism: Anas platyrhynchos (mallard)
Lineage: Eukaryota; Metazoa; Chordata; Aves; Anseriformes; Anatidae
Gene: TMF1
Product: TATA element modulatory factor 1
Cellular component (GO): Golgi apparatus; endoplasmic reticulum
Source: RefSeq, a predicted model, not a curated record
UGGAGCGGGCGGGCGCGCAGGCGCCGAGCCCAGCCCAGCCCAGCGCAGGCCGAGGCCGAGGCUGAGGCCGCCGGCCCCGCCGCUGCCCGGGAGCGGGGCUCCGAGGGCCCGGGGCCGCUGCUCCGGCCGGAGGAUGAGCUGGUUCAACGCCUCGCAGCUGUCCAGCUUCGCCAAGCAGGCGCUGUCUCAGGCCCAGAAGUCCAUCGACCGGGUGCUGGACAUCCAGGCCGAGGAGAGCCCCUGGCCCGACGCCGUCAUCCCCGACUACAGCGAGGGAACAAAUUCUCUCAUAAGUGGAGGAUGGGAUACAUCUUCCUGGGGUCUAAGUUCAAAUGCAGAACCACAGAAUCAGCCAAUAUCGCCAACAGCAAUCACCAAACCAGUGAGGAGAACGGUAGUAGAUGAAUCUGAAAACUUCUUCAGUGCCUUUCUCUCUCCAACAGACGUUCAGAAUAUACAGAAAAAUCCAGUGGUGUCCAAACCUCCAGCCAAAUCACAGCGACCCAAAGAGGAGGUGAAAAGCACUUUACAGGAGGCUCAGCACCCCAGUCAGCUGGAAGUACCUGUGACGACAGAGGCAGAAGUGAAGGAUUCCUCUGCAGCUGGCCUAGUGGACUUGAAAAACCUUGAUAUUCCCAAGGAGGAACCAGAAGAGAAUUCUGUGCUCAGUGCCAAGCAUGAAGAAAGCACGGAUGAGGUUCCUGACAAAAAGGUGUCUGCUCUAAAUCUGAAAGAACCUGAAGAUGCGCUCAGUGAAAAAUCCAGCGCAGGGGAGGAUGGAACGGGAGGUGGAACGGGUAGCACUUCACAGUCUCUUAAUGCAGGUACAAAAGACGUGGGUUUGGAACCUAAGGAGCAAAAAACUGAGGACAGGCAAAGCAAUACGCCGUCACCUCCAAUUAGCACAUUCUCUUCGGGGACAUCCACAACGAGUGAUAUUGAGGUUUUGGACCACGAAAGUGUAAUAAGUGAGAGCUCAGUAAGUUCGAGACAAGAAGCUGCAGAUUCAAAAUCCAGUCUCCACCUAAUGCAGACAUCAUUUCAGCUUUUAUCUACGUCUGCCUGCGCGGAUUAUAAUCGUUUAGAUGACUUUCAAAAAAUGACCGAGAGCUGCUGCUCCUCGGAUGCUUUUGAAAGAAUAGAUUCGUUUAGUGUACAGUCAUUAGAUAGUAGGAGUGUCAGUGAGAUCAAUUCAGACGACGAAUUAUCAGGCAGGGCUUGUACUUCAGCAUCUGUCACUGUCAGUCCUUCUGCACCGAAGACAGAAACGGUUGAUGCCCUGAAAAGUAAAUCUGAAGAUCUAAAUGACAGUCCCGUGUUACAUGCUGAGGAAGCUGAGAUGGAAGAGAGUGGCAGAAGUGCGACCCCUGUUAAUUCCGAGCAGCCAGAUGUUUUGGUUACUACCGUGCAAACUGAUGAAGAACAGGUUGUGAAAGAGGAGACUGAGCCACAGCAGGAUGUUGGUGAAAAGUUGCUGGAAGAGGACUCUGAAAAGCAAGAGCUUAAAAAGAUGAUUGAUUCAUUAACAGAGAAGCUGGAGAAGAGAGAAACACAGUUAUUAAGUACAAGUAAAGAAAAGGCGCGCCUGGAAGAAGCUUAUGAUAACCUAAAAGAUGAAGUGUUCAGAAUGAAAGAAGAGACCAGUAGCAUUUCGUCUCUUAAAGAGGAGUUUGCUCAGCGAAUAGCGGAUGCUGAAAAGAAGCUCCAGCUUGCGUGCAAGGAAAGAGAUGCAGCUAAAAAGGAAGUAAAGACUGUUAAAGAAGAAUUGGCUACUAGACUUAAUACUAAUGAAACUGCUGAAUUACUGAAAGAAAAAGAAGAGCAAAUCAAAGGAUUGAUGGAGGAAGGAGAAAAGCUUUCCAAACAGCAGCUACAGAAUUCCAACGUGAUUAAGAAAUUAAGAGCAAAGGAGAAAGAAAGAGAAAAUAUUAACACAAAGCAGAACAAAAAGAUCAAGGAACUGGAAGAAGAGUUGCAACAUUUAAAACAGGUACUUGAUGGCAAGGAAGACCUUGAGAAGCAGCAUCGAGAUAAUAUUAAACAACUGAACAGUGUUGUUGAGAGACAAGAAAAGGAUCUUGCUAAGCUUCAGGCAGAAGUGGAAGACCUUGAAGAACGGAACAGAAGCGUGCAGGCAGCACUCGACAGUGCGUACAAGGAACUUGCUGAUCUUCAUAAAGCUAAUGCUACAAAGGACAGUGAGGCACAAGAAGCAGCCCUAAGUCGGGAAAUGAAGGCAAAGGAAGAGCUUGGGUUAGCUCUGGAGAAGGCCCAGGAUGAGGCACGACAGCAACAAGAAGCUUUGGCAAUUCAGGUGUCAGACCUGAGGCUAGCGCUGCAACGUGCAGAACAGCAGGCAGCGAGAAAAGAAGAUUAUUUACGCCAGGAAAUCAGUGAACUACAACAGAGACUCCAGGAAGCAGAAAGCCGGAACCAAGAACUAAGUCAAAGUGUUACAUCUGCUACGCGACCACUUCUCCGGCAGAUAGAAAAUUUGCAAGCCACACUGGGAGCACAAACUUCUUCAUGGGAAAAAUUGGAAAAGAACCUUUCUGACAGACUUGGUGAGUCUCAAACUCUUCUAGCAGCAGCUGCUGAGAGAGAACGGGCUGCUACAGAAGAGCUUCUGUCUAAUAAAAUUCAGAUGUCUUCUACUGAGUCUCAGAAUAGUCUUUUAAGGCAAGAAAAUACUCGCCUUCAGGCUCAGCUGGAAGUGGAGAGAAACAAAUUGAAGAAAAUGGAAGAUGAAAACAGUAGGUAUGAGGUUGAACUAGAAGGACUCAAAGAUGAAUAUGCAAAAACCUUGGAAGAUGCAAAGAAAGAAAAGACGCUGCUAACUACUCAGUUAGAAAUGGAGAAAAUGAAGGUUGAACAGGAAAGAAAGAAGGCCAUUCUUGUGCAAGAAGCAGCAAAGGAGAAGGAUCGGAAGUCAUUUACAGCUGAAACAGUUUCAAGCACUCCGAGUAUUUCACGUUCUAGUUCCAUAAGUGGAGUUGACAUGGCAGGUCUUCAGACAUCUUUCCUCUCACAGGAUGAUUCUCACGAUCACUCAUUUGGGCCAGUAGCUGCUAGUGGGAGUAAUCUUUAUGACGCUAUAAGGAUGGGAGCAGGUUCAAGUAUAAUUGAAAACCUUCAAUCACAGCUAAAACUAAGAGAAGGAGAGAUUUCACAUCUACAGCUGGAAAUAGGGAACCUUGAAAAAACUCGAUCAAUAAUGGCAGAAGAAUUGGUUAAAUUAACAAAUCAAAAUGAUGAACUUGAAGAAAAAGUGAGAGAAAUACCAAAAUUGCGUGCACAGUUAAAGGACUUGGAUCAAAGAUACAAUACAAUUCUUCAGAUGUAUGGAGAGAAAGCAGAGGAAGCUGAAGAACUACGAUUAGAUCUGGAGGAUGUGAAAAACAUGUACAAGACUCAGAUAGAUGAACUUUUAAAGCAAAGACAAAAUUAACUCCUGCUGGAACUCUUACUAUUGUAACAGAUUGUAUAGAUAAUUGUUUAUGUAAAUGCUGAAUUUAAAUGUCUUGUAAAAAAAAAAACAACUGUAUGAUAGAAAAUGUCUAUAUAAUAAGUUCAUAUGUUAAAAAAAUCAAUGCUUUAAGUGUCUUGUACUGUCUGCAGUUAAAUUAUUUGUGCAAUAUUUAAAUUUUUUUAAGUCAUCUCUGUAUUUAAGUUUUUACUAAACGAUGGACCAUUUUACUUGUAAACAGUAGUGAGAGAGAUGACCGUGACCUCCUGAGACAGCACUGGAAGGUAUGAGUUUCACUAAAGCAGCCCUUCAUUUGUAAACUUUGCAUACCCGUGAAAAAUAUUAGAAGUCUUUCUAAACAUGUUCGUAAUACAAGUUUUUCUAAAAUCUCGCUGGCUAACUUUUAAUAACAAAAUAGUAGUGGCUUGCUGUCUGAAACAUAAUUGAUGGAUAUUUUUAUGGAAGGAAAAUCUUAUAUUUGUACUUGCAGUGUCUGAACAUGAUAGGACAAUAGUUCUAUAGUAUAAAAUAGUCAUCUAAAUUCAAUUUUUUUCAAAGUCCUCUAAAGCAGAGUGUAACACUUAAGAUGAAGUUGUAAUUUAUAAAGUUUCAUCUGUCUAUUGUUUGUGUUGUAUCUCAUGAGCUGUCUAGACAGCUGCUCUGCUUGUAAUUCUAAAUGUGGUUAAAUUUUAACAUCAAAAAUACAAGUAUUCAAUAUUUGCUCUAGGGUUGGAUGCUGACUUCUAGCAGUAGCUAAAACGGUUCAGAAGAAUGCUGAAAAAUAUUUUAAUGAAAUAAUUGCUGCUCUCAUAAUCGUUCCCGGUAUAUAAAUAACAAGGUUUAGACUUUGGCAAAACUGUUCUGUGGCUUAAUAUAGUUUUCAAGCAAGUCUCCAGUGGCUGCAAAGCAUUUCUCAUGCCAUUCUUUAAGUAAGGUAUUGGUUAAAUAGCAUCCACGUGGCUUGACAUUUAGCUGCGUUUUGGGUCAUGUCAGAGGAAACUUUUGAAUUGGACCCUUGGGAAUGCUGAGAAUCGGGGGAAGAAGCUUGCAUCUUCCUCUGCAUUCCAGACAGCAAAUAUUUCACUUCAUCUCAGAAUUGUGGCUGCAAUAGGCACUCAUGUGAAAUACUCUGCAGUUUAAAUUCUUUGCCUAUCAUGCUGUUGCCUCCACAGCGAGGGGUUUCGUUUGCAUCUGUUUGCAUUGUAACUUGUGUUAGAGAGCUCUGUUCCUGCUUGUGUGUUCAGUGGACAGAAAGAGACAAAGGAUGUGAGUGAUGAGAAGCUGCUUUUGGAGAAAAGCCUCUCAGUAAUAUAAUUCAUCUGCCUGUGAAAGAUUUAUUCCUUAUUAGGAGAACAGUUAAGUCACUGGAUUUACACAAGAGAGGGUAAGUUUGUGGAACAACCUAGUGCAGUGUGACAUUCAGACAUUCUGAGGAUUUCAAUAAAUCAAUAGAGCAAAAACACUAAAAAUUCCCUUAACUCCCCAUCUGUCACAGAAAUUUUAACUUCCCUAAAUAUAGGACUGCUUUCUUUUUUUGGGUGGUGAUGGGCAGAAUCUACACUCUUAUUGUCUUAGUUUCAGUUUUGGAAACCAAGGUAAAACCAUUUUGUUAAAAAACAGAAUUUAAAACCUUGCCAUCAUAUUGAAGUGUACUUGGCAUGCUUUAAAUUUCAGAGGGAAAAAAAAAGCAACUGAAAACAUUUGUUUGAACUUACUGACUUGUGGCAUAUUAAGUCAGAAUUAUGAUGUACACCUGUUAGAAGCUCAUCUAUUUCUUGAAAAACAAAAUGCAACAAAACAAACCUGUUUCAUGAAGAUUAAUGUUUAGAAAUUUUGUUUGUUUUCUAUUGCAGUGAAUCAAUAAAUCACUUUCACUUUUUUUUUUUUUUAAUAAUCUUGGUACACAAAUGGAGCACUUUCAAAAAAAAAUCGUUUCAUUUGGACUGAUUAUUAGUGCCAGUGUUUUUGAAGGUAACAUUUCCUUUGUAAUGUGUGAGUAGAUGCUCCUUAAGGGCUGGCACAGGUGCAGGUUUGAGUGUGUCUCAGACUAUCUUGGGUUUUCAGGAAGAGCUUGGGUAAAUGUGAAAUUUUAACAUGCAGUCAGCAUUAACUGUUUUAGAUAUAAAGCCUUUUGUCAGAAUAUUAGACUUGUAUAUUUUACAAAAGUAGACGUUAAUACCUGCACCAACUAUUUUUGGAUUCUUAUAUCCUCCCUCAGUGCAACCUUUACUAUCAUGUGGAGCGGCCUACUCUCUUAAUCAAAGCCUUAGAAAACCAAGUAGCUGUUAGAAGGUAAUGUAGACUUCCAAGUAUUCUGUUUUGAUCAUCUUUGACAUAGUUCUUUCUGGCUUGUUUUGAGGAAAUGUUAAGAUUAACGUGUACUAGGAUCUGGGCACAUUGCUAUGACAGAUUGCCUAGAAGGAAAUAACAUGCAAAAGGAAAGAAUUUAGGUCAGAAUACUGACAUCCACUACCAUUUAAAUUUGUUACUUUUUAAUCUACUUCUUGGGGAAAUGGCUAAUUUACACCUCAUUCUCACUGCCUAGGCCAGUACAAAGAAAUACUGUUUAAAAGCUUACUCAAAGUAUACUGUUACUUUCUCAUCCUUGGUAGAUAAUGGAAAGGCAUCUGUUCAUGUGUGGGGGGAGGGGGGUUGGAUGAGGUACAGGCUACAUUGGUACAGGUUUCCCUGGGCAUGGUGUUAAUCCUUUAUGAACAAAGGAGCAAAUGUUAAGAAUCCUGUGUAUCCAUACAUUGUAGCAAGGGUUAGUUUUGUUAUUUUUUUUUCCUGUUACAACUUUGUUACACUUUAUGUAUGUUUUGCUAAGGGCUACAACGAUCCUUGAAACAGAAUGGUUUAUCACAUGGUGAAAAUAGAACCCUUGGUUUCUAAUUGUAAAAUGUGUAUAAACUGUAAAAAGCACGGGGCAGGGUAAAAUAAAAUUUUACGCUAAGAAUGUG